This is a messenger RNA of Seriola aureovittata, 4381 nucleotides long. RefSeq names its product WW domain binding protein 1-like b (gene wbp1lb). The record is from RefSeq and is a predicted model, not a curated record. NCBI's taxonomy places the organism in Eukaryota, Metazoa, Chordata, Actinopteri, Carangiformes, Carangidae. The transcript has 4 exons. The coding region runs from base 439 to 1635 and encodes 398 amino acids.
GAAGCCAGGAAGAUAACAAGGCCAUGCAAUAGAGACGCACCGAUCAGUGAUUGGUCAGCCUCUUCCCAGUUGGCCCGGACUGUCCAAUCGCGGGUCAGUCCGCAAAACCAGUAGCGAUUAACGCAACUGUACGCAUAUCACGUUGCGCACAUGGAUCGGGUCGAGGAGACCACGCCACACCCAGCAGACCGAGGCAGAGUGCCUGUGCUGGAGGAACGGCUUGUGUAACAGCUGUAUCAGCCAGUCGCACCGAAAGCAACCAGUUGCGCCAGCACCGUGCCUUGUUGAAAUGUCCAGUACGCAGAGGAGGCGGCGCAUGCAGCGGCCUCUCAGCGCGACAGGGGCCGAUAACUAGUAGAGGAUAUUCGGACACAGUUUGUGAACAACCCUGUUUACAUGCUUGUGUUUUUACCGCAGCUGUAGCCACUUCUUGGAGGAAUGAGAGGCCUAUGUUCGGCUCUAAAAAUGGGAUUGUUUUUGCACGCCGUUGGCUCUGUCACCCCCACCGAGUCCGCAGUAGACAGGAGCCUACUGCACUGUGAAGGUGUUAACAACCAGAGCUACGUCUGUGAGUCUGGACACUGCUGUGGAGAGUCUCAGUGCUGCAGCUACUACUAUGAGCUCUGGUGGUUUUGGUUGGUGUGGGCAAUCAUCUUCAUUUUGAGCUGCUGCUGCGUUUGCCACCAUCGCCGCACCAAACACCGGCUGCAGCAGCAACAACGGCAGCACGAGAUCAACCUCAUAGCUUACCGUGAAGCACACAACUACCCCUCUGUGCCCUUCUACUUCAGGUUUCUGCCAAACUACCUCCUGCCUGACUAUGAAGAGGUGGUCAACCGGCCACCGACCCCUCCCCCUCCCUACAGUGCCUUACACACAGGCCCAUCCUCAGUGGCUUCGAGUCCACUUGCCUCGGAGCAGCAGGAGGGACACUGUCCAACCAUCCAGCCCACUCCAGUGCCCCAAGUCUCUGACAGUCUGUGUUGCAGACCCAGCAUAGAGGAGCCGCAACCUCCCACUUUAGACUUUAGGCCAAAGCCUGACAACAAGCCCAUGCAGACAGCACAAGAUUCAGGCAUGAUACUGUUGUCAGAUGGGCUCAAUAGGGAGGGACUCACCAGCCAGGAAAAAAGAAGCGGAAGUGGGGAAGAGUCCUGCAAGGACCCGUUGCUGAAGGACCUGUCAGAGGGUUGCGCUGAGGACAAAGAUCGACUCCCCAAUGGAAGGAGGAGGCGAUUUACAGGGGACUCUGGGAUUGAGGUGUGUGUGUGCGGCACACGUGGAGGCAGCAGUUGUAGUGGAGCAGGAGAGACAGGCCAGGAAGGCAAGGAGUUGAGGGAGCUAGAGAGUCUCCUGGGGCGCGAGGGAGACGUCGACGACGAGGAGGAGGAGGAGGAGGGGGAGGAGGCGGGUGACUUCUGCGACAGCUGCGGUCAUCGGGCCUCCUUCAGCGUGGAGGAGGAGCAGGUGCUGGGUGGGCUGGAGAGGCGGGCCGCACGUGGGCCUUCAGGAUCUCCUCAGCCGGCUCAGCAGAUAGGCAGCGGCUCGCUCCACCCUCCUGUGUGUCUCCUCCUCCACACCAUCAAUGAGCAGGAGGGGCCGCACCACAACACCAGCACUGAGCCGCAGGGCUGAAACACAGCUGACACACCAUUGUCAUCGAGGGAAGGAGAACACUUAGGACAGGACAUGGAGACAUUGCUUUCGUAUUUGAGCAAGUAUUUAUGUCUAAAUGCUUUCUAAGUGAGUAUUUUUAUGAAUGUGUGCAUCUUAGAUAAAACAGAUGUGGGCGCAGGAAGGGGAUUCUCAACUAAAUAAGAGUGAGAUCCAAAGGUUUAGAAAGCCUGGUCCUCCCCACACUGGAACAGUGGCCUUAACCUGUGUAUUUUGGGUUAUACUGGGGCAGUGCAAGCCCUUUAACAGCCUGUGGCAAUUCAGACUUCUCACACUGCACACACGCAUGCACACAUGCGCACACACAUACUGAAUACACACACAUAGUCUGUCAGAUGUCCCUCAUUUACAAUGGAAGCUACUGACAUAGUCAAAGACUUGAUAGCUGAAGCUGUUAUGUCAGAACAGGACGUUCACUGCCUAGGAUUAUUGCAGCUCUCUAAACACACACACACACACACACACACAGCAGGAACAUUUUGAAUGAGUGCAAUGUGGAAUUGCCACAGUGUGUGUUUAUGCAAGCUGAUACUGUACAGGGACACCAGAACAAGACUGUGUGGGACAUCCUGUUAGACUCUUGCUUCUCAAGUGCUUUUUCAGCGAUUAAAAACCGCUCUGCCUUGUGUCUGUUUUUGUUGCUCUCUAUCUGCCCCGCCAGUGAUAGAUGAGUAUAAGUGCAUUAACAGAUCUUCGUAUGAGCAGUUCCUAUUUUGCACAAAAUGUAUUUAUCCUCAUAAAUGAAGCUUUUGGCUAGAAAAUCAAAACAAAAGUUUUUCUUGUUCAUAAAUUCAGUCUUACAUUGCAGUACAUGAUUAGUUUCUUAUGGUUUUGUUGCAACAUCUGUAAAAAAAAAUGGACCUCUGUGAAUUGUUAGUGGGGAAUGCAACACAUUCUCUUUGUAUACAAUCAUUUUUAAACUUAAUUUAAUGAAUGUUUCUAGUAUGUGCCUACCCAAAAAAUGCAGAAUGUUGAUGAACAACAAUAAGCCUCAGUGAAACUGAGAGACCAUCAGAAAGCAAGUACUAAAACCAAGAAAACAAUACUAAGCUUCUUAGAGGUUACAACUGAGACGGGCGACAUCAGAUGUGAAACUUUUGUUAGUCACUUCAGUAUCUUACCACCUUCACCAGCUGUACAGUAUGAAAAACAAAGAUUUACUAAAGAUUACUCUUUAUGUUGGAUUUUCAUAUCAGCACAAUUUUUUACCAUACUUUAGUUUUGGUAUUCUCUGAUUAAACAUUUCUAACAGCCUCCUAAAGAGUCCAUUAAAGAAGAUUUUGAUUAACUGAUUUUUCUCCUGCAUUUGUGCUAUUUAAUCUGAGAAAUUCUCCUUGUAGUUUGUGCACACAAUACGUGUAAUAUGAAGCACUUAACCCCACAGGGUAUUUCAGAACAUUAUUUCACUGACAGCUGCAGCGUGUUGAGCGGAAAAAUACUUCUUUGUGGGGGUGAGGCAUGAGAACAGAUUGAAAUUAAUUAUCUUAGAUAAAGAAUAAAUGAGGAAACAAAGAAUCAGAUUAGGUAAUAAAAUAACAGUCUGAUAGUUUUCUGUGGUUGUUUUGUAAUAUGUGAAUAUCUUAAGUUUUCACACAACAGGGAUUUUCCUGAUAAGCAUGUUUUUUUUUUAUGAUUACCAAAAGAGUUUUGGCACAAGAUGUGAUUAAUGAGCAACUUGUGCAAUUCUACAUCAUGGACAUAAAACAAAGACCAUUUAGAAAAAGCACUGAAUAAUCAAAGUAAUCAAAUCCAUUAAUGUUUAAACUCAUCAGUUUGAAAUAACUUAAAGAGCUUGAAUGUUUUUAAAUUAAACCUCCCAAACCAAAACCUCCAGGAGCUGUAAUGCUGUAAUACAGAAGUGUUGAUUGAUGAUGGAAAAUUGAUUGGCCUCAGGUCAUAUAAUGAACAUGAUGUGUGAAACUUUUUAAGUAAAAUUUUUGUUAGCCCACUCUCUAAAAUGCCAUUGUGUCAUGGAAAUAUAUUUUUUCCAGACCUUUUCUCGGAGCACACUCAAAAACGCACACAUUGCAAUGUCUGCUGAGCACAACUGUUUUAGCCAUCGGUCUCUCAGAUUGAUCUACAUACCCUGAAACAAUCUAACAGAAGAUGUCUCCCAAACGUUUGUAGCACAAGUUAAACUGUAACAUGUGAACUUUAUGUAUUAACGGUAAGGUGAUUGAAACCUGAACACACUCUAAAGUGCUUUGUAUGUUAAUGCUUUUUGUGAACUAGAAAAUGUAAUUGUGGUACAUGUAGUACAGAGAUGAGCUAUUUUUCAUAUCAGCUGAAUCCUUUAAAAAUUACUCAAACUGUAUAAAAUUUCAAAACCACUUUAUAUUUGCAAAUUGAGUACAAUAUUCUGUAACAUGUUUGUGAACCAAAUAGUUACUCUCAUAAUUUUUUUAUGAAAUCAUUAGCUUAAUUGUUAUGGACAGAUUUACUUUUUGUCAUUAUGGGUAUUAUUAUUUUUUCUGUUGAAAAAAGAUUUAACUUCUUAUCCUGAAGAUGUGUGAAGGGUACAUUUGACUAACAAUACAGUAGUUAAUUUGUUAACAAGAUCAGGGGCAUCUUGCCAAAGACACUUUUUAUUUCUUCACUAGUGUGUGUAAGGUGGUUUUGCACAUAUUUUUUGAAUGUUCUGAUCAUAAGCCAUUUAUUACAACUACCAAGAUGGAUGUAUGUUAAAUAAACAUACUCUUAAAUUCAG